Messenger RNA from Symbiodinium pilosum, 592 nucleotides. NCBI's taxonomy places the organism in Eukaryota, Dinophyceae, Suessiales, Symbiodiniaceae. The record is from the annotation of a GenBank genome assembly.
GUUGGAGAUGCGAGAGGCUCAGGCGCCCCUCGAGAGUCCUGGAUCCCCGACCGAAAGCAGCAGCGGCGACCUCGCGGGGUCCCCUAGCUACUACCGCAGGGGUGGCUGGGAUGAUGACCGCCAUGGACGUGAUGAUCGUCGCGGUCGCGAUGAUGGACGUAGCCGAGGUCGUGAUGACCGUGUGCGUAGCCGAAGAGGUGAUGACAACCGCCGAGGACGAGAUGACGGCCGUGUCCGACGUGGUGAUGAUGACCGCCAUGGACGUGAUGAUUCCCCAGGUCGAGGCCGUGAUGACCGCCGGGGACGCGAUAAUGGCCGCAACGGACGCGAUGAUGGCCGCAGUGGACAUGGUGACGGCCGCAAUGGACGUGAUGAUGCCCGUGGACGCGAUGACCGACGUGCGCGCGGCCCAAGAGAUGAUGAUGGACGUCGUGGUGAUGAUGGCGAGAUGCCAGGUGGUGGCCGAGAUGAUGACGGUCGAAGAGGAGGCAGGGACGAUGAUGGCCGAGGCGGCAGUCCCGGAGGACCCGGAGGACGUGAUGAUGAUGGUGCACGCCCGGGAGACUGGGAUUGGAAGUAUGUCGACAUUUGA